AUGGCGACAGACCAUCUUUCUGCGCUCAUGAGCGUAAUGCGCGAGAAAAAUAAGUACACCGACCUCGUGGUCAAAGUCGGCAAGGACAUGGAUGAAUUCAACCUGCACAGAGCUGUUGUCUGCGGCCAAAGCAUCUACUUUGACCUGUACUGCUCCGAUUCUUCCAAGGCAAGUCAUAAAUUCUGCAAGCGACAGGAAGCAGAGACGGGCGUGAUUGGGCUCCCUGAUGUCGAACCAGCGCCCUUCAAGGUCCUGGUGGACUACUUGUACACGGGCAAACUCAAACUGCCGACACUCUCGCGGUUUCCCAGAAAACACAAUUAUCUAUCGUUGAUGGGAACGCCCUCGCCGUUCAGGCAGACAUUGGUGCAAAAUGUUGAGAAAUCUGCAACAAUUCGCCCUGUGGACGCGUACCAGCACAUUUCGGCGCAAGAAGAGUACAAGUACUUUUCCCCCGAAGAGCUUAGACUCGCCGACUACAGCCGUGGCUGGCGAGGUCCGAAAGCUUCGAUACCUCAAAAGCGACGCGAAACUGCUGAUGUUGGAUGCACCGCUGUGGGUGGCCUUCCUAACAAACGGCCUCAUGUAUCAUCGCCAGCACACGUCAACGAUCAACCGCAGCAGAUUACAGAUAUCUCCAAUGUGUCACCUGACUCUCCGUCUGCAGACGGACCACCACUGCCUGCUCAACCGCAUGGAGCUCAGCUCGGUCUUACCACCUUGGCCAUCACCAAUCCGUUCUUGGACGCACCCACGAUUCCCCUUUCGAACCCUAUCACAUCUUCUGGGCUUUUCCAGUCUUCUGGGAUCCAAAGAUCAGAUAAUUCGUAUCUUCCGUCACAGCAACAAACAAACAAGUCUGAAACGCCAAAACAACCUUGUCAGGCUUCCCAUAUUAUCCCGGAAUCCCACCUCCCCAACCCGCGCGCCACUUGCCAGACGAUGUUAUUUGCGCUCCGAGUCUACAUCUUGGCAGAUCAGUUUCAGAUCCCCAAGCUGCAGGCACUUUGUCGAGAACAGUACCAAGAGUCUAUCAACGCCGCCGAGAAAGAUAUCAUGUGGCGGUGGGAUCGUUUUGGCGACGUUGUCCAGUGCGUAUUUGAGAACAAGCAGUUGGAGGCCCUCAAGAAUCCGCUGCUGCGGCUAGUGAUCAAAAAGCGUAAGAUCCAUAUCUUUUGGGAAAGCCUGGAGGAGCUAAUGGACGAGAUCCCAGGAUUCGAAAGGGGCUUGCUAGAAGCGCUCAGGCAGGCUACACUACCAGGUGAGACUGACCUGCUUCCGGUGGAGUAGACCUGCUUCUGAAGCUCAAGGCGGUUGCUAUUUUGUUGCGGAGUAGAGCAUUUUUGUGUUUGAUUUGUCACAUUU
Messenger RNA from Pyricularia oryzae 70-15, 1365 nucleotides. RefSeq lists its product as uncharacterized. Lineage: Eukaryota; Fungi; Ascomycota; Sordariomycetes; Magnaporthales; Pyriculariaceae. Gene Ontology annotation, molecular function: protein binding. The transcript is spliced from 4 exons. The record is from RefSeq and is a predicted model, not a curated record. The coding region runs from base 1 to 1290 and encodes 429 amino acids.